ACUUGUAUUUAAACCUAUUUUGCAGGUUGGUCGUGGACUGAAGACAAGGAGGUCGCAGGCCAAGACUGAUUUCGAUUCUCAAAAUGGUUUAUUACCCAGAACUAUCUGUCUGGGUCAAUCAAGACCCAUUUCCAAACCAGGAAAUGGAAGGAAGGCUUCCUAAGGGAAGAUUUCCUAUCCCCAAGGAAGUGAACCGCAAGAAGAAUGAGGAGAGCAAGGCUGCCUUCAUGACUCCUCUUGGCAGCUGUGAAUGGCCCUCCCCGAGAAUCAACCACCUCCACUAUUUUUAAGUGUACAUCUCCAUUUGUAUUGCAUUUGUGGUGUGUGGGUUUUGAUGAGGUCAUGGUAUCAUAUAUGGGAUUCUUUUCUGUGUAAAUCAUCAAGUAUAUGAAGAAACUACGGGACUCUGAGCCUUGCUUUAGAGAAUUUCAGUGGACAAAUAAGAUAUCAUCAAACCAGUUUUCACUCAUUCUGACUCCAGUGAAAAUGCUCAGAAUUUCACACUGUGAAUCCACGUUUACGACUCUUCCAGGUGGGCCUUCAGGCCUGGUUCUCUACAGCGGCGACGACAACGGUGCGUCUUCCACAACUCAAACCCCUUCUGCUCUCACUCAACUGGUCCACACCUGCCUUUCACUCACACAACUCCCUACUGCUUCUGGCAGAGGCUGAGAGUCCCCAUUUCUUGGGUUUUGUUUUAUUGGUUUUGGGUUUUUUAUUCUUUCAUUUGGAUGUAACAAUCCUAGUAGUUUCUGUUCAUCGAUGGUCUGUAUAUCUCUAUAUUUUACCUAUGUACUCUUUGGAUGUAUAGAAGUAGUUUGAAACUCAUUGUUUCCUCGUGGUAAGUGACCGAGAUGCUGCCACAGGACCUGAGACACUGAUGAAUGGUGCUAUUUUGGACUUUCAACAUGCUCCUUGGCGAGGUAGCUCUGAUGGAGUUGUUUUUUAUUUCCAUGUUCUAAGAAGGUGUUGGUACUCUUGUUUCCCUGAAUGUUCUUCUCUAGACUGGAUUGACUUGUUUUCCUUGUGUCUUCAGUGUGGCUUUCUUCUUCAGCAUGACAAGUUAAGCCAAUGCUUCCAGACAGACUGAGACCAUGUCUCCUGGGUGGAUACUUAAGAGCAUGCAGGCACUGUAUCGGGGGCAAUCACAAAGCUGUAAUUUACUGACAAAAAUCUCUUCCUUGCGGUCGCCUUGCCUGCCUUAGAGAGAGAAAAGCAAUAAUUUACAGUGUUUUUAGGUGUCUGUUUUGGUUUUUUUUUGUGUGUGUGAAAAUAUUUUUGGGGAAUAAAAGGCAAAUUCAAUUUUCAAUAAUUUCCCUCCAAAAUUCAAAUAUUUGUUAAGUAGAAAAUUACCCCAAACUACAUUUGAAAAUAUGACUUUAUAAAAUUUAACUUAAAAAUUAAAGGCAGCGCACUUUUUUGAAGCAAUUUUAUUAGCAAGGAGUAGAUUAUACGUUUUUGUCCUUGCUCCCAGUGAAAAUGAUUAAAUAAAACCAGAUAAUACCAUCUACUCAUGGAAUGUUGUUGUAUUAGCCAGUCUGAAAGCCCACCUUAAUUUUUAUAUGACUGUCUUUUAGCUCUUUUUUGACAGGGCAGGCUUGUUCUGAACUGUUUUGCUUCUGACUGUUAGUCAUACAAUGCACGCUUUGCUUCAUGCUUUCCCUCUCUUGCUUUCCCCUGGGCUUGAGUUACUGGUGCAUUCCCUUACCCCCCUUCUUCCUUUAUUAGAAUAGGAUAUAAGUUGUGUAAAUAAAGCAAUAAAACAGUAUUCUACGUCUGUGGCAUUUAUGUAGAAUUGCAGUUGUGUACUGCUUUGUAACAAUGUGAUUUGUCUGAUGCACUCAAAAUGAUUACCCAAUGUACUUUAGUUAUUUUAUUAGUAUUUGUUCAAUAAAUAUGUAAGUUGUAAGGUAAAA
Messenger RNA from Suncus etruscus (white-toothed pygmy shrew), 1916 nucleotides. RefSeq names its product neuronal regeneration related protein (gene NREP). The record is from RefSeq and is a predicted model, not a curated record. The transcript has 3 exons. Bases 84 to 290 code for a protein of 68 amino acids. Gene Ontology annotation, biological process: axon regeneration; regulation of transforming growth factor beta receptor signaling pathway; regulation of neuron differentiation. NCBI's taxonomy places the organism in Eukaryota, Metazoa, Chordata, Mammalia, Eulipotyphla, Soricidae. Gene Ontology annotation, cellular component: cytoplasm; nucleus.